Microsporum canis CBS 113480 is the source of this 924-nucleotide messenger RNA. RefSeq lists its product as hypothetical. The coding region runs from base 1 to 924 and encodes 307 amino acids. Gene Ontology annotation, biological process: protein modification by small protein removal. The record is from RefSeq and is a predicted model, not a curated record. Gene Ontology annotation, molecular function: peptidase activity. The transcript has 5 exons. NCBI's taxonomy places the organism in Eukaryota, Fungi, Ascomycota, Eurotiomycetes, Onygenales, Arthrodermataceae.
AUGGAUGUGUUACUAUAUGUUUACGAUCUGUCCAAGGGAGUCGCCCGGGAUCUUUCUCUCUCAUUGACGGGAGUGCAGAUAGACGCCAUAUACCAUACAUCGCUUGUUUUCGAUGGAACUGAAUAUUUCUUCGGAAGAGGCAUCCAGCAAGCCGUUCCGGGGUCUACUCACCAUGGCCAGCCGAUGGAGACUAUCAACCUUGGGCGUACUGAUCUCCCUAUGGACGUGAUAGCAGAGUAUAUGCAGUCUCUGUCAGAGGUCUAUCAUGAGAGCUCCUAUGAUCUGUUUCUCCGGAACUGCAACAACUUCACCCACGACUUAUCCACAUUCCUGGUUGGCAAAGGUAUUCCAGAGCAUAUCCGAAAUCUUCCCGAGACCUUUCUCAACACCCCUUUUGGUCAAAUGAUGAGGCCGUAUAUUGAUGGUAUGCUCCGUGAAGCUACACAAGGGCCUGAUGUUCAGCCUACACGUCCAUCUUUGCCUCCAACGACAGCUCUACCAGCAAGUUAUAGGGCUCCUCAGCCACCAAAGGGCCAAGUGCGUAAUGUCUCAACGCUUAGAGAGGUCGAAAAUUUACUUGCUUCAGCAAAAUCUUCAUGUGCCGUUAUAUUCUUCACCUCUGCCACCUGUCCCCCCUGCCGAAUGGUGUACCCAACCUAUGACCAGCUGGCAGAGGAGGCAGGCGACAAGGCAGUGCUGAUCAAGGUGGAUAUCAGUCGGGCAUACGAUGUUUCUUCGCAUUACCAAGUGAGGGCAACACCAACCUUUAUUACCUAUCUCAAAGGAGAACGGGAGAGGCGGUGGUCUGGUGCAGAUGCAGCAGAGCUCCAGGCAAAUCUUAGAACGCCAUAUCGACCAAUACAUAUGCUACAAGAAGGUUCCUCCGCUGGCAUCAUUGGUACAAAAGAUUGGCCCAGCUUCUAA